This is a messenger RNA of Uranotaenia lowii, 1088 nucleotides long. RefSeq lists its product as uncharacterized. Bases 198 to 992 code for a protein of 264 amino acids. The transcript has 2 exons. NCBI's taxonomy places the organism in Eukaryota, Metazoa, Arthropoda, Insecta, Diptera, Culicidae. The record is from RefSeq and is a predicted model, not a curated record.
UGAAGGUUUCCGAUUCGGAAGUGUAAAGAAUCUUGCAGCAGUUUGUGGGACUUUGUUUUUUUUUUCUUUGCUAGUGUUUUGUAUCCAAGACUUGUUGAGCUCGGUUGAGAUAAUUGGACCUGCUUCCAGGAAGAGGUGCCUUUGCUAAGCUCGGAGAGUUCAGUGCAUAACAUUGUUAAGAGUUCUAACUAAUUGAGAUGGCUGGAAUAAGUAGGAACGUGCCCGUGCUCCUGCUGGCCAUGGUUUUAGUGAGCUGUGUGUGGGUGGAUCCGGUCCAGGGCAACAAAGACUGUUCGGAUGCUGAAAGUACCUUCCUGUGCUAUGGCCGGCAGAUGCUGAGAACAGUUCUCAAGCGGCUGGCCAAUGAACGCUCCCUGAGACUUAUGCCCGGAAUAGAAAUCGUUGAAAUUAGCCACAGUCCGGAGGAACGUGAGCGGGCUUUUAACGAAGUUGACGGAUCCGACGGUGCGAGCGGGGGUGGGCCAGUUGGAAUCUUGCAGCGGGUGGCUCGAUAUUUGGCUAACCAUGAGCUUAAGAUCAAUCUGGGCGAGCUGGCCCGGAGAAGCGAUCUGCAGGAUGUGGUUCGCAGUACGCUGAAAACGAUGAGCCAAGAUGUGUUGGGAGGCGACUUGGAAGAAGCCCGUAAGAAGGACAAGGGUGGAGCCGGAACCAUUCUGAUGAUGGGCGUCAUGAUGAGCAAGCUGCUGGGAGCGCUCGGAUUCGGUGGAGUUGCGUUGCUAGCCAUGAAGGCGCUCGGUGUGUCCAUGUUGGCCCUGAUGUUGUCCGCCAUAUUGGGACUGAAGAAGCUGGCCGAGGGUGGGGAACACAAGGGUCGCCAGAAUGCUGAGCUGCGUGUGGCAGCCGGCGAAAGUGGAGGUCAUGAGUCGGAUCACCAAGGAGGGUACACUACGAUUGCGGAAAGUUCCCACUCCAAGCGCCGGAGGAGAUCGACCAAUUCGCCAUACCGAGGCUGGGCAGGAUUAGUGCAAUAGAUUUCAGUCAGACGACCUGUGGAUUUAGAACGGUUUUAACUUAAUUAUUUAUUGCUUAUUUAAAAAUAAAUUAUAAUGAACAACAUUAAGUGUGGU